Dovyalis caffra is the source of this 1149-nucleotide messenger RNA. Lineage: Eukaryota; Viridiplantae; Streptophyta; Magnoliopsida; Malpighiales; Salicaceae. The record is from the annotation of a GenBank genome assembly.
AUGGCUACUCAGGGAAAGGUCAUCACUUGCAAAGCUGCGGUUGCUUGGGAUGCGAACAAGCCAUUGGUGAUAGAGGAUGUGCAAGUGGCUCCACCACAGGCCGGUGAGGUUCGAGUGAAGAUUCUCUUCACUGCUCUUUGUCACACUGAUGCUUACACUUGGAGUGGCAAGGAUCCUGAAGGUCUUUUCCCCUGUAUUCUUGGUCAUGAGGCUGCUGGGAUUGUUGAAAGUGUUGGUGAAGGUGUCACUGAGGUUCAACCAGGUGAUCAUGUCAUCCCUUGCUACCAGGCAGAAUGCAGAGAAUGCAAGUUUUGCAAAUCAGGGAAGACAAACCUUUGUGGAAAAGUUCGUGCAGCCACUGGUGUUGGAGUCAUGAUGAAUGAUCGUAAAAGCCGUUUCUCAAUUAAUGGAAAACCUAUCUACCAUUUUAUGGGAACCUCGACAUUCAGCCAGUACACAGUUGUACAUGAUGUUAGUGUUGCUAAGAUCGACCCCAAGGCUCCUUUGGAGAAAGUUUGCCUCCUUGGCUGUGGUGUUCCUACUGGUCUUGGAGCAGUUUGGAACACUGCGAAAGUAGAAGCAGGGUCCAUUGUUGCUGUUUUUGGACUUGGAACAGUUGGCCUUGCAGUUGCAGAGGGUGCAAAAGCAGCCGGUGCGUCACGUAUAAUUGGCAUAGAUAUUGACAGCAAAAAGUUCGAUAGAGCAAAGGAUUUUGGAGUUACUGAAUUUGUGAAUCCAAAGGACCACGAUAAACCAAUUCAGGAGGUUCUCAUUGACCUCACUGAUGGUGGUGUUGACUAUAGUUUUGAGUGUAUCGGAAAUGUUUCUGUAAUGAGGUCUGCUUUGGAGUGCUGUCAUAAGGGCUGGGGAACCUCGGUUAUCGUGGGUGUUGCAGCAUCUGGUCAGGAGAUAAGCACUCGUCCUUUCCAGUUGGUGACUGGCCGUGUUUGGAAAGGAACAGCUUUUGGUGGUUUUAAGAGCCGUUCACAUGUGCCUUUGCUCGUAGACAAGUACAUGAAAAAGGAAAUUAAGAUCGAUGAGUACAUCACCCAUAAUCUGACUCUCGGGGAGAUGAAUGAGGCAUUUGAUCUGCUGCAUGAAGGAAAUGAUUCUUUCAUUCACAAUGGUAAUAUUGCUGGCAUGGAGUAA